Molecule: messenger RNA, 2429 nt
Organism: Carlito syrichta (Philippine tarsier)
Lineage: Eukaryota; Metazoa; Chordata; Mammalia; Primates; Tarsiidae
Gene: GAS2L3
Product: growth arrest specific 2 like 3
Exons: 9
Coding region: 372-2429 (685 amino acids)
Biological process (GO): actin crosslink formation
Cellular component (GO): actin filament
Molecular function (GO): microtubule binding; cytoskeletal adaptor activity; actin filament binding
Source: RefSeq, a predicted model, not a curated record
AUGUGGAACUCCAUUUUAAUGGGAGCCGCUUCUCUGCUGCAUUUUUAAAAAAUGGUCUCGGAAGCUUCUUACUGUGGCUCUUUGUUGGGGACAAAAGAUUAUUUAUGCUAAAGGAAAAUGUAUUCCCCACUGAAUUAGCUCGUGGGAAGCAUAACAAGCUUAUUAGUAAUGCUCUCUUGUGCUUUGGCCUUUUGCUGUGGCAGAGAAAAGAGAAAAUGACAUCAAAAAGAACAUGCUGUUGUCUUUUGCCUUCCUGCAAAGAAAAUGUGGUAUAAUAUUAGGCUUUUCAGGAGAGUUGAACUCAGGGUCAACUUUGGUACCAGAAGAAAUGUUCCUGAAAGGAACAUGAAAAGCGAUUUCAUCUCAAAUAGAUGACCAUGCAGCCUGCAAUUCAGGUGUGGUUUGGAGAAGAUCUGCCUCUAAGUCCACGGAGUCCUCUGACUCCCAGACACGGCCCGGGCCUGGCCAACGUGUGUCAGUAUGACGAGUGGAUAGCUGUGCGGCAUGAAGCCACGCUGUUGCCCAUGCAGGAAGACCUGUCCAUCUGGCUGUCUGGCUUGUUAGGUAUUGAAGUUAAGGCAGAAAAAUUAUUGGAAGAACUUGAUAAUGGAGUACUAUUAUGCCAACUGAUUGAUGUUCUUCAAAACAUGGUAAAAACAUGCAACUCUGAAGAACCAGGGAAUUUUCCAAUGAGAAAAGUGCCAUGUAAGAAAGAUGCUGCAUCAGGCUCGUUUUUUGCCCGAGACAACACUGCAAACUUCCUGCACUGGUGCAGGCACAUUGGGGUUGAUGAGACCUAUCUCUUUGAAUCCGAAGGUUUAGUUUUGCACAAAGAUCCGAGACAAGUGUAUCUUUGUCUUCUGGAAAUUGGUCGAAUUGUGUCAAGAUAUGGGGUUGAGCCACCGGUAUUAGUAAAACUUGAGAAAGAAAUUGAGUUAGAAGAGACCUUGCUUAAUACUUCCGGGCCUGAAGAUUCCAUCAGCAUUCCCAAAUCGUGCUGUCAGCAUGAAGAGCUGCAUGAAGCUGUUACGCAUAUUGCUGAGGACCCUCCCUGUAGCUGCUCACAUCGAUUUUCCAUUGAGUACUUAUCUGAAGGGCGAUACCGACUUGGGGAUAAAAUACUCUUCAUCAGAAUGCUUCAUGGAAAGCAUGUCAUGGUUCGCGUCGGUGGAGGCUGGGAUACUCUCCAAGGAUUUCUGCUGAAGUAUGACCCCUGUCGGAUAUUACAGUUUGCUACGCUAGAACAAAAAAUUUUAGCAUUUCAGAAAGGAGUCUCUAAUGAAAGCGUACCUGAUGUGCCCGCCAGAACGCCUCAGCCCCCUGAAAUGAAUCCUUUGUCAGCAGUUAACAUGUUUCAGAAACAGAAUUCAAAACCUGGCAUGCCAGCUGGUGUUCCAAAGAGCAAGGAAAAACAGGCACGUCCGCCAGGUGCAUUGCUGCCGGCAUCCUCCCCGAGAGGAGGCAAGCUGGGCUCUGUGUCGGUCCGCCCUAAAUUCCCAAGUCCUCCAGCUGCAUCUUCUCAGCUCAAGCUCAAGUCCUCAAAAGGCGUAAUGAAGAAACCACAUGGGCCCUCAAACAAUGCAGCGUCUUCCUUUGCUUCUUUAAAUCCCACAGGCAAAAACACUUCCUCACCAGCUCUAUCAAGAACUACUCUGUGUGUAUCUGAGUCAGUGAGAAAAUGUGUCGCAUCCCCCAGUACUCCUAAGGCCAAGGUUCUUCCAGCGCCAAAGCCAAGAGAUCUGCUAAAUAAGUGUUCUGGAAAAACCGAAGCAAAGUUUUUGAAACACAAUCCUAUUUCUUCCAGGGGCGAUCCAGUAUUUCACUUAGCUGCACAUUUAAGUUCAUCUGCCAAGUGUCCCAAGCUGCCUAAAGAGAAUAUACAUGUAAGGACCAAACCACCUCCUUACCCAUCUUCUUCAAAGACAUCAAAACCCAGUUCUAAAACCGUAGACACAGGGCUGGGAGCACAGUCUCAGCCACCUGCUGGAGCCCCGCAAACGAGGCCAGUCCCGGCACAAAAACUUAAACCGGCCUUGAACUUAAAUCAGCCAGUUCCGGCAUCCUCAGCUGCACUGAAAUCGAAAGAUAAGAGUACAGGUCCAGUUGCCAAAAAGCAGCCUCAGAGUAACAGCACGUGCCAGAAGCCUGGGCGCAGCCACUCCAAGUCUCCUGGCCGCACCCCACUGUCCACCGUGAGCCUCCCCCAGUCCCCCGCCAAGACACAGGCUGGGCCGGAGUCAGCACAGAUGGCCAUGAAGGGCCCGCGUUCAGCCAGAGGGCCCCCUAAAGGUGACAGAACCCCAGCUUCAGCCAGGAAACCACCCUCGUCGUGUAAGGAAGCAGAGAGUGGUGAUAAGAAACCUACUGCAAAGAAGGGUGAUGACGACCAUUAUUUUGUCAUGACGGGAAGUAAGAAACCUAGGAAAUAA